Ciona intestinalis (vase tunicate) is the source of this 1203-nucleotide messenger RNA. The record is from RefSeq and is a predicted model, not a curated record. NCBI's taxonomy places the organism in Eukaryota, Metazoa, Chordata, Ascidiacea, Phlebobranchia, Cionidae.
CUCUGAAGAUGCCGAGAAUACGAAACAAUCUUACUGAAAAACAAAAGGAAGACCUUAUGAAAUUUUGGAGAAAGAGAAUGCGAAGACCAACUUCAAAUCUUGUUUCGGAUGCAUUUGCAAUAUCUGGACUUUCAGUACCAAAAGUUAAAAUUUCCGGUUAUGGGGUAAAGCUUGGGCUCUCUGAGACUGAAAAAGAAGGUUGGAAAGAUAAAGUUGAUCAACAGCCAUGUAAUGAAGAAAUGGAUGACAAACAAAGAAACAGUUUAAUAACUAAACAGCUGAAAAUCAUGACACAAGUGACGGAAACUUUGGAUAAAGAUGGAGUGGUUAUGGGUGGAUUGUCAUAUUUUAAUGGGACCUUUAAUGUAUUUGGAACCUCUACGUCGAUGUCAUAUUUUAAGCAGGGAAACAUACAAAGAGAAUUUUUAUCCCACAUGAACCAAAUUAACCUAUCCGAAGAAAAAGAGAAUAAGCACGAAGUGCUAAGAAAGCUUAAAACAGAGGUUCAAAAAAUCUACAACGAAAAUUAUUCAGAAGCUGUUGGGCAAACAGCAAGAAUGCCAUAUUCAAAAAUCUAUGAGUUUGGAUUGAAGAUGAAUGGUUUGCCCGGUCGGAUACCAUUUAAAUGCCCGUCCGGAUAUGGCCCAGCAGCAUGCAAGAAAAUGACUCAAUAUAAAGAAAAUUUAAAACUUUUGCUGCACCAGUAAGUGUUUAGAUUUUGAGGAAAUAAGUAUAUUGUGAGGCUGUGAGCCAUGGAUUUGGAAACUUUUUGGCUAAGAUUACAUUUUGCAAAUAUAUCUUGGUAAACAAGUACAAGCAAUCAAAAUAAUAGUCACCUGGGCCCUGGCUUUUCCUAGCAUGCUUGUUACGAUUGGAUUAUUUUAGUUGAUUGUUGUUACAAAUGGAUUGUUAUGUUAUGGAAAGUCACGAAAAAAGUUGUAACAAUCAUGCCAAGAUUGAAUUUAUCCUAUAUCUGUUCACAUAGGUUCCACAUUCCAGACUUAUGGUUUAAGAAAGCAAUAAUACAUGCAUAUACAUAGGUAUGCUUUAAAGGUCAAACUAUGUUUUGGUAAUGAAUUAGGAAAAAAACUUUUUCGAUAGUACUUUGAUUUACACUUUUAGUGUGUCUUUUGUUUGUGGACAUGUACUCAGUUUACAUUCACUUGUAUUCUUGUUAUCAUAUAAUAAAGGGGUUUAAAAUAG